GAUUAUUUAUUCUUGUAUUUAUUAUUAGCAUUCUCUUCAAAUAAGCCAACAAAGUUAUCAAACAAGAAGCACUACGUUAGAUACUUAAGUGGAUACAAAUUUAUUUAAAACUAAAUGAAGAGAACUCUCAAUAUUAAAAAAUUAAAAAAGAAAGGAAGCUAAUGCAGAAAAGGCUAAUAUAGCAACGAUGAGGAAAGUCCUUACAUGUCAGGAAAUGAAAAGGAUAAUACUUUUAAUAACAAAUUAGAAAAUGAUAAUAAAAAAAAUAAUAAUUUAGAUGAUAUAAAUUAAAACAAUUUUGACUUUUAGAAUUAAUAGCUGUAAAAUAUAAAAGAGAACUCAUAUAAAAAAGAAAUGACUACUUUAGAGUUAUAGGAUUUAAAAAUAUAGUAGGAUUUGUUAGAUAUAGCUGAUUCAGCUAGGAGUAAAGAUUCAUUUGGGCCUUGGCUACCGCCACCAAAGUAGUAGUUAAAAGUACGAUCUCAUUCAAAAAAUGAAAGCAGAAAUGCAAAUAGAAACUAAAAAUCUUCAAUCUCAUAGAGAAAUUUAUUAAAAAGACCUCUUUCUACUUAGCAUUAAUAUACAGAAGAUAAUUUUCAUGUAUAAUAAGGGUUUAAUGUUGAUUUGAAUCCUAUUUAUUAAGAUGAUUAAAAUAAUGGAGAUAAAAAUGGUUUAUGCAUAAUUCAUUCACACACCUAAGACUAAAGUUUAUUACAAUAAAAUACUUUAUUAGGAAAAAUGGGGAAAGACUAAAAAAAAUAAAUAGCUUCUGUUAAAAAUAUAAGUUUUAGCGAUGUAGAUGUAAAUAAUUUAAAUAUAGCAAAGUAAGGAUUUAUUAGCACUGAAAACGAUUGCUAAGAUGCUUGCCUCUCUUAUAACAAUAAAAUUUUUAAAAUGUCUCCUUAAAGAAAAGGAGGUGCUCCUAUAAAUCCUAAAUAGCUAUUAGAAAAGAGAUCCUAGACUUGCUAAGAAUCCAACUAGAGGUUGUUUACUUAGUAAAGUAACUAUUAAUAAGGACAAUAGUAGCAUAGUAAAUUUAAUAAAAAGAAUAGUAUAAGCGAAUAAAAUGAUUCUAUAAUAGUUCCUUUAUUUACUUAGAAUUAGGUUUAUAACCCUAUUCAAAAGCAACCUGAAAGCAAAAAAAACUGCUAUAACAUGCCUUUGAGAAAUACAUUACCUAGGUUUUUAAAGAAAACUGCUUAGAAAAUAAAGAAUGAUUAUAAUUAAUAUAUUAAAGGACACUCUUAAAAUAUGUAUAAUAAUAUUAAUGGAAAAACCAUAGAAGAUGGAUAGAAAAAGAGCUAGGAUAUCUACUAUUAAGAAAUAUCUGAUUUAUUAAAUAAAACUAUAAACACAUUUAAUUUUAAUAAUGUCAUAGAUACUAACGAGGCUGAAUUUAUGAGACUUAACCCUUAAAAUUCUCAAAUAUCAAGAUAUUCUCCUGUCUUAAAAUCUAAAAAAUCUGCCUCUCCUACAAAAAAAAUAAGUCUAGAAAAUAACAACUCUUUCUAAAAUGCACCUUAAAUCAAAGUGGUUUCAAAAUAAUAAUAUAAAGCAAGUCACUCAGGAGCUGCUGGAACAUCGAAUAUUGAAAGGAUUAAAAGCAGAUACUCUAAUGAGGAUAUUAAAAAUUAGAUUGAUCAAUUAGAGGAAGGUUAGAGUCCAAACAAUAAUGAAUAAAAUGCAAUUUAUGAAGCAAAAACAGAAUCAAAUUCUCCUUCUUUCAGAUAAGGAAAAAUUAUCAAUAAGAAAGGUAACAAUGUGAAUAGGAUUCUCCUAGAAAUUUAACAAACAGCUACAACAGUAGAUGAAUUAAAUCAAGUUACUUCUAAUAAUAUAUAAAAUUUUAAUCAAAAGCAGCAAGAAAAGAUUCCUAUUUUAAUUAAAUAAACUAACGGGAAUUUAUUGACUAUUAACCCUCAUGCUGUUCAUCCCACUUAAACUAAUGGUGAAGAUAUGCAGCGUGUUAGCCUUAAUUUUCAACAUUAAAGUCAGUUAACUGAUAAAAAAGGUAUGGUUAUAGUUUAAAAGAAUUCUUCUUAAAGUAGACCUAAUUCGCAACAAAAAGGAAAAAUAGCUCGUGAAAAUUUGUCAAAUGAAGGAAAAAAUAUUUCAAUACAAUUUAAGCUUUCAUAUCACAGAGGAAAGUCAAUUAUUAGUUAGCAUCAAAAUGAAAGACUAAAUUUAUCUUAAAGUGGAGUUUAUACAAAUAAUGCCUUCCAAGUUCAAAAUUAUGCAUUAUUAGAUAAUAGAAGUAAAAAUAACAGCACUUCAGCUGUAUAAAGAAAAAUAAGUUAAGCAAUCAGUCAAAUUGGUAUUAACGAUUAAAUAAAUUAAUCAGGUUUUGAAAAUUUACAAUUUAAAGGCAAGCCGAAUGGUAUCCUAAAAUAAUUAAAUACUUAAAAUAGUGAUGAAGAAAUGGAUGAUUAACAAAGUAAUUAUAAGCUGAGUUAAAUUGAUUAGCUUAAUCAAAAUGAUGUAGUUUUUUUAGAUAAAUAAAACAGCUAAAAAGGGGAUUAGUAUAAUUCAAAACUGCUCAAAAAUAGAAGAGUGCUUUCUGCAUAAUCUCAUCACUAAGAAGAAAAAAAAAGAUUCUCAUUACAAACAUAUACUUAAGCUAGUUCUAAUAAUGAUACAAUAAUAUAAAAUUUAAAUAAAAAGAGUAAUUUUAACAAAGAAAACAGUGAUAAUAAUUAUUAAAAUAAUGAUUUUAAUAACAUAGCAGAUAGUAUACUCGCUCCUAGAACAGCUAAAUCUCCUUUUUUAAACUAUAGGAGAUAAAUGUCUGGAGUUCCAAGUAACAAUAAAACAAUCUAUGAAAAUAUAUCAUCAAAAAUAAGAAAAAACCUUUCAUUUGACCAAGAUUUAAAUUCAAAAGAAAUUGAAUAAAUAAAAGACAAAGAUGAUCCUCAAAAUUUUAUGAAUAAUGUUGACGCCUAGCUCUUAUUUAAUUCAAAUGCCUUGGAAUUUAAUGGAAGAAAUUCUUUGAAAUCUUAAGAUUAUCAUAAAAAAAGAUCAAGUUAUUUGAAGAAUAGCAUUAAUCUAAACCAAAAAUCAUCAAUACCAAAAUCUUAAUUUAAGCCUAAAUAAAUUUCUACAGAGUAAAAAACGAUUUGUGAUAUAAAAAAUAUAAUUCCGACAAUUGAUUGCAAAAAAAUAUUAUGA
This is a messenger RNA of Tetrahymena thermophila SB210, 3165 nucleotides long. RefSeq lists its product as hypothetical. NCBI's taxonomy places the organism in Eukaryota, Ciliophora, Oligohymenophorea, Hymenostomatida, Tetrahymenidae. The record is from RefSeq and is a predicted model, not a curated record. The transcript has a single exon.